Molecule: messenger RNA, 2369 nt
Organism: Lineus longissimus
Lineage: Eukaryota; Metazoa; Nemertea; Pilidiophora; Heteronemertea; Lineidae
Product: mitochondrial outer membrane protein SLC25A46-like
Exons: 8
Coding region: 28-1191 (387 amino acids)
Biological process (GO): mitochondrial membrane fission; mitochondrial fission
Cellular component (GO): mitochondrial outer membrane
Source: RefSeq, a predicted model, not a curated record
CCGGUUUUUGGUGUCUUCUGAAGUUUGAUGGGCACAGAAAUGGUAAUGCAGCGAUUACCUGGUGUCGAUAGAGAAAAUGUGCGUCAAUCAAACACUGGCAAUGAUCAUGGACAAGGUGAUCCUGUGGUUGAAGCAGAGAAUGAAGUUUUACGACAGUUAAACUCUGCUGCACCGAAAAGGCAUCACAUCGAGCAAAUGCAGAGGUUUGCUGGACUUGGCAUCGGUUUAUCAAGUGUGUUUGCUGAAAACCUGUUGUCCCAUCCAUGCAAUGUUCUUCGAAGGCAAUGUCAGGUUCACCAUCACUCAGCGUGGUAUCACCUGACACCAUUUACAUUGUUCCCUGUGAUGUACCACAUGCAGAGCCAUCAGACUAUUGCUACCUUGUGGAAGGGAAUAGGAAGCACCUUCGUUGUAAAGGGAAUCGGACUUGCUACAGAAGCUGCUAUUAGUGAAUUUACACCAUGCCCAAGAGAAGUGAACAGACAUAGUACUCUGAAGAAGCUGGGACAACAUCUAAUCCUCAAAGGUGUUGGUUUCCUUGUCAUUACGCCGUUCUUCUCUGCUAGUUUGAUUGAGACAGUUCAGAGUGAGAUAGCCAGUGAGAAACCAGGUUUACUUGACUGUGUCAAGGAAGGUUUUGUGAGAAUGAGUGGCCUCGCAGGGACUCAGUCAACCAGGCUCCUGCCCAUGUGGAAGUUAGUGGUCCCUACAAUGAGUCAUGGACUCUCUCACUACAUCAUCAAAUCAGUUGCCCAGUAUACUGUUCUGUUGGCUGUGAGGACAGAAAUGCAAGAGGAUUACCCUCACGAGGAUCCGCCACCAGUGAAAUCCAUGUACGAUCGCUACUUCCCUGAACUCCUUGCAACGUUUACUGGUGGUCUUCUGGCGGACAUGGUCCUCUUUCCCAUAGAGACCGUCCUGCACAGGCUUCAUGUGCAGGGGACUCGAACAAUAAUUGAUAACACAGACACUGGACUUGGUGUGGUACCAAUCAAUACUCGUUAUGAGGGUUUCAUAGACUGUUUUAGAUCGAUUCUUUACGAGGAAGGCUUUGCUGGUCUGUACAAGGGAUUCGGUGCUCUGAUGCUACAAUACACAAUACAUGCAUUAAUUCUAAAGCUCACAAAGUUUCUAUUUGAGCAACUGACGGAUGAUUUUGAGGGGCCCCGUCAACGUCAUACGUCAAGAUAAUCCCAUAUGAAUGAGGAUAGAUUGUCAAUACAAAGUGUGCUGUAUGAGUUGACGCGGUGACUGUGCCACAUGACGAUGUCAACAAUGCAACAAUAACUUGGGCGACUUUGUCGUAGUUUGCAUUGUUGUAAUAGGAAGAUUUCAACUGCCUGUGCUACAUAAUGACGAUAACUUGCAUAUGUUUUCUUCCUACUAUCAUGGAGCUUGUGAUUUGAAGGGAAAUGACUUAGGUUUUAUUGGGCUGAAGUGAAAUGAAAUCGUUUAAAGGACAAUGUGAAGGAAGCACAUCAGCAUCAUUGAGCCACAGAAAUUCUGUUGAUUUGUCUCUGUGUUUCAUGUUUUUCACUUGUCAUGUUCAUUCUGAAGUUAGAUGGAUCAGUUUCAUCUGUAAUGGAUUGUUCUAAAGGACCUGUGCAGACUUGAGGACUUGAGGAGCGGGGCAGAGCUGAUUUAAAAAGAGGAUGAACUGUAUGAAAUGUGAAUAUGGUGAGGGGUUCUGGUAGGAACCAUGGGGUACUGAGGUUGAAGGUGAGAGCUAAGAAUCAUCACUCGAUCUCCUCAGAUCAUUGUGUGAUAAUGUUUUUAUAUGUGCUUAAUGUAAUACUAGUGUGUAGUAAUAUUGUUAAGUCAUCAAAUAUAAUUUGUAAAACACCAUGUUUCACAUGAUAGUUUAUGCGGACUUUGAAUUCAUGCAGAUGGUGUCUUGCUGGUAAGAGCAUCAUGGAGAACUGUAGCAGCUGAGUGAAAUCUCUACUCUACUUUGGCAGUGACGAUGGAUAUGUGGUGGAUCCGAAAGACUCUUUGAAGAGACGAAUGCUCUAUAAUCUAUUUCUACCUUGUCUGCUGUUCAAUGACGCAGAGGCAAUUAAAUCUCUGUACAUGUAUGUUUACCCUGGGUGAAUGAUACACAACCGCCCAGAGCCAGCACUGAUCUGUCUCCAAGAUGGGUGAUUUCCCCGUCCUUGCACCCUUAGCCUAUGCAACUUGAUGAUGAAGUUCCUGCAGAGUGAGCAUAUUGAAUCGGGCCCAGUACCAUAUCCUUCCAGAUCGAUGGCCUGAGAAAGUAUUGAUGCUAGUCGGGUGGUUACCAUUCACCGUUUGAGUAGAAACAAAGGAAAUAUAUCUCCAAUCUAUACUCGAUGAUACAUAAAAUCAAAGAAACUCCUUCUGUCUUUUGU